Camponotus floridanus (Florida carpenter ant) is the source of this 1451-nucleotide messenger RNA. RefSeq names its product CD82 antigen. Gene Ontology annotation, cellular component: membrane. The record is from RefSeq and is a predicted model, not a curated record. NCBI's taxonomy places the organism in Eukaryota, Metazoa, Arthropoda, Insecta, Hymenoptera, Formicidae. Bases 443 to 1150 code for a protein of 235 amino acids. The transcript has 4 exons.
CGCCAACAGCGCUCAACAGUCGUUCCAUUCAGUGACAAUCUGGCGUCUGCUUCGAUGUUUGGCGAUCGUUUGUAGCUGCUAAAAUUUUGCGUGCGUCGUGUGAUUUAUAUUUGUGGAAAAGAAACAAUCGCGUAGAUAUCGGUAACAUCGCGCUGCUUCAUCGUCGACACGAAGAAACGUCAGAAGCGGAACGCAUCUAUCUACGAGAAGACAUUUGCGGAGGAGGAACGCGUCCCUUCGCUCGCAGAUACAUCUCGUAACGUCGAGAUCUCCCUCUGGCACUUGGCAUCGACGCGCGAAUCGCGUCGCAUCACCUCGUCCUUUCUUCCUUUCAUCCUUCGCUACUUGAGAAUUUACAGAAGUGAAGAGAAAACGAAAUGGGAACGUUUUGCUACAACUUCAGCAAAUUAUCGCGAUAACGGUGAUAGCCCUGGCAGCAUGGAUGUUGACGGACAAAACAUUCUUGGUGUCCAUCGCUCAAGAAAGCAACAAUUACGACGCGGGUCUGUAUAUCCUGCUCGCCGCUGGUAUCCUCAUGUUCAUCGUCGCCUUCUUAGGCUGCUACGGUGCUUUUAAGCACUCUCGGUGUAGUCUAAUCACAUUCUUCGUCAUUAUGCUCGUCAUUAUCGUCGCGCAAAUAGCUUCCGCAGGCUGGCUUUACACUAACUGCGAUCGACUAGAUGAACUGUUGAGAUCUUCCGUGUCAAACACUGUUAAGAAGGAGUAUGGCGAGGUAGAAUGUCGUACGCAAAUCAUGGACACGAUUCAAUCCGGUCUCGAAUGCUGCGGAGCCAAUGGACCUGCGGAUUGGGCCGGUAGCAAGUACGGAUCCCUCAGCAAGGAUCCUUCUCUUCCAAUUAGUUUGACCGUCUCCGCCGAUGCCGACAACAUGUACAAAGUACCAGAAUCAUGUUGCAAAGAGAUACACAGUAGUGCCUGCAAUGAGAGUCGCAACCUUAAAAUUGCCGGAAUUGUGAGUCCUGCGAUCUACAAUGAGGGAUGCACACAAAAAUUGGUGGACACGCUCAAGGGUCAAACUUCUAACGUUAUGAUUAUAGCGUUAUUGGUUCUAAUCGUAGAAAUCCUUGGUUUGAUACUUGCUUUAAUUUGUUGCUGCGAAGGCGGUGCGUCGGAUAGAUAUAAAGCUUAAAUUAAUUUAUCGUAUAAGAAUCUCUCUGUCUUGCUGAAUCCCCAUGUCCCAUAGUAAUGUUGUAUGGAGAAUAUCGAAAUUUUACUUUUCCGUGCCAAUGCUAAUAAUACUUUACAAAUUGUGUUUUUAUAUUUGGUCAUAUACCAGAUGGCCGAAAUAUUCUCUCGAUUGAUACAAAACCCUUUGGAUAAGUAUUUUAUAUACUGUAUCAUAUAUCAUCUUAUGCGAAUUGGUACGCAUUAUUUUGGGACCAAUUCAAGAUCUUAUAUAUAUAAUAUAAUAGCACCAUUUUAUAAUUUUU